Messenger RNA from Aptenodytes forsteri (emperor penguin), 2364 nucleotides. RefSeq names its product DNA methyltransferase 3 beta (gene DNMT3B). Gene Ontology annotation, cellular component: nucleus. Bases 1 to 2364 code for a protein of 787 amino acids. Gene Ontology annotation, molecular function: DNA binding; DNA (cytosine-5-)-methyltransferase activity, acting on CpG substrates. The record is from RefSeq and is a predicted model, not a curated record. The transcript has 19 exons. Gene Ontology annotation, biological process: negative regulation of transcription by RNA polymerase II. NCBI's taxonomy places the organism in Eukaryota, Metazoa, Chordata, Aves, Sphenisciformes, Spheniscidae.
AUGAGCAUGGUAAAGAGCCUAGAGCGGCUGGAGCAGCGGCUGGCUGUGAUGGUGGCUGCCCAGGAGACUUCUCAGGCCUGGUCUUCACUGGGAGAGGAGGGGCCGGCGACCAUGAAAAAGGACAAGAGCCAUGGCCGGGAUGAGGCGGACUGCAGGGCAGAGCUGAUCCUCAUCAACGGGGACUGCACCGAUCCUGCUAACGACACACCCACCCUUGUUCUGGAGGCGAAUGGGAAGCCCAGCGCUCCAGAUGCCGGGGGCCUGGGGCUGCCGUCCCUGAAGAACAACAAGAGGGUGAACAAGGGAGACCUCUCCAAGGAGGACCUGUCCUGGCCGCUCGCUCUCGCCGGGGCGCAGGAGGUGCGGCCCCGGGGCAGCGCCGGUUGGGAGAGCAGCCUCAGGCAGAAGCCCCCCGUCCGCCUCAUCUUCCAGGCAGGGCAGACCCGGCAUGAGAUGAAGAUCAAGGAAACGAACAGCGUGGAGACUCUCAGGGACCUGCCAGCUCCCCUGCGGAGCUCCAAGCGGCGCCUGGCCACAUCCAUCCCCGUGACCACCAUCGACCUGACGGAGGAGGACUCCCGGGACUCAUCCCGGAGCAGCAGCACGCUCUCCGGCAGCAGCUCCCAGGAGGGCCAGAACGGCUCUGCCGAGCUGGGGGCCGAGGAGCCGGAGAGCAGAGAUGCAGGGAUGGCGCUGGAGUACCAGGAUGGGAAGGAAUUUGGAAUUGGGGAGCUUGUCUGGGGAAAGAUCAAAGGUUUCUCCUGGUGGCCUGCAAUCGUUGUCUCCUACAGAGCCACGGCCAAGCGCCAGGCUGUCUCAGGCAUGCGGUGGGUGCAGUGGUUCGGAGACGGGAAGUUCUCCGAGGUUUCUGCAGACAAGCUGGUGGGACUGAUGGCCUUUCGGCAGCAUUUCAACUCUUCCACAUUUAAUAAGCUGGUCUCCUACCGACGAGCGAUAUACCAUGCCCUGGAGGUUGCCCGGAGCCGGUCGGGGAAGACGUUUGCAGCCACCCCUGGAGAGUCCCUGGAGGAGCAGCUGAAGCCCAUGAUCGACUGGGCGCUUACCGGCUUCAAACCCUUGGGCUUCAAGGGGCUGCGACCGCCCAAAGCCUCAGAGAAUGGUGCGCUGAGGAACGGGACGGAGGAGGUGCUGUCCCUCGAGCAGUGCCCCCCCACCAAGAGGCUGAAGACCAACCUCUGCAACAACAGCAAGGAGCAGCGAGUGGAAGAGGAUCAGACCCGAGAGCAAAUGGUUUCCGAAGUUACGAACAACAGUGGGAGUCUCGAAGACAGCUGUUUGUCCUGCGGGAGGAGAAACCCAGCCACCUUCCACCCGCUGUUCGAGGGGGGCCUCUGCCAGACGUGCAGGGAUAGAUUCCUGGAGCUCUUCUACAUGUACGAUGAAGAUGGCUACCAGUCCUACUGCACCGUCUGCUGUGAAGGCAAGGAGCUGCUGCUCUGCAGCAAUGCCAGCUGCUGCAGGUGCUUCUGCGUGGAGUGUCUGGAGGUGCUGGUGGGGCGAGGGACGUCGGCCAGGGCAAAAGAGCAGGAGCCCUGGAACUGCUACAUGUGCCAGCCCCAGAGGAGCUACGGGGUGCUGCAGCGCCGGCAGGACUGGAACACCCGCCUGCAGGACUUCUUCACCAGCGACAAGGGACAGGAAUACGCUGCACCCAAAAUCUACCCAAUGGUCCCACUAGCGAAGAGGAGACCUAUUCGAGUGCUCUCUUUAUUUGAUGGCAUAGCAACAGGGUACCUGGUGCUGAAGGACUUGGGCAUCCAAGUGGAGAAGUACAUCGCCUCAGAGAUCUGCGAAGACCCCAUUGCUGUGGGCACCAUGCGGCACGAGGGCAACAUCACCUACGUGCACGAUGUCAGGAACAUAACCAAGAGAAACAUCGAGGAGUGGGGUCCCUUUGACCUGGUGAUCGGUGGAAGCCCCUGUAACGACCUCUCCCUUGUCAAUCCGGCCAGGAAGGGGCUGUAUGAAGGAACCGGGAGGCUGUUCUUUGAGUUUUACCACCUGCUCAACUACGCCCGUCCCAAGGCAGGAGAGGAGCGCCCCUUCUUCUGGAUGUUCGAGAACAUGGUGGCCAUGAGGGUCAAUGACAAGAGGGACAUUUCUCGGUUUCUGGAGUGUAACCCGGUUAUGAUUGAUGCUAUCAAGAUAUCGGCUGCCCACCGAGCACGCUAUUUCUGGGGCAACCUUCCGGGGAUGAACAGGAUCUUUGGCUUCCCCCUCCACUACACAGACGUCUCCAACAUCGGCCGUGGGGCUCGCCAGAAGCUGCUGGGGAGAUCGUGGAGUGUCCCCGUCAUCCGGCACCUCUUUUCCCCGCUCAAGGAUUACUUUGCCUGUGAAUAG